Plutella xylostella (diamondback moth) is the source of this 2188-nucleotide messenger RNA. Its product is annotated as deltex E3 ubiquitin ligase. Gene Ontology annotation, molecular function: zinc ion binding. Gene Ontology annotation, biological process: Notch signaling pathway; protein ubiquitination. Lineage: Eukaryota; Metazoa; Arthropoda; Insecta; Lepidoptera; Plutellidae. The record is from RefSeq and is a predicted model, not a curated record.
GUUUGCUCUGUUUUUUUUUACAAAUGCUAAUUAUUUUCAACAAGUGGUUUAUUUUAUUUAAAGUAAAGUUUUCUAGCUUUAUUUAUUAAUUAUUACUGAAUUAGAUUGAAUGUAGUAGUUGCUAAAGUAAAACAUGCAGCCUGCAAGUUGAAACCCUACUAGAAGAAGGAUGAAAUUCAUACAAGAGAAUAUGUGUGAACUACUGGUUUUGAGUUGUUAUCAUCGUUUAAACAUGUGACAGUAUAGAGUUGGGCAGCGAUGUCGUCCGUGCACUGCGUGGUGGUGUGGGAGUGGCAGUGCGGGGGGCAGUGGCUGCCGCACUCGCCGGGCGUGUCCCGCACGCUAGAACGCGCGCACGCCAAGAAGCUGACCCGCGUGGUGCUGGCGGACGCCGAGCCCGCGCUGCGCGGACACUACGUCAACCUGCGGACACUCACACAGUCCUCCGACAAUCCAGACGGUGGCGAGGGUGAGUCGGAGUGCGCGGUGCGGCGCGCGUGCUACAGCGUGCAGUCGGCGGCGGGGCGCGGCGCGGGCUGGGCGUGGAGCGCCGUCGCGCCGCCCCCGAGGCGGGCCGACCUGCACUAUGAACCACUCUCCAUGGAGAUCCAGUGCCACCUAGAAGAAGCAUGGUCGAUCGGCAGCGACGCAGUUUCCUUCGAGGGGUGGUCGGCGUCGCUGCAGCACAUGACGGCGCGGCGCGGCGGCGCGGUGCGGCUGCUGAGGCGCGCGCCGCAGCCGCCCUACCCGCUGGCCCGGUCGGCCGCGCCGCCGCCGCCCGUGCGGAGGCCGCAGGAGCAUGUUGAAGCUCGUCGCGUCCACAUUCCACAACAGCACACCGGCUCCAGUGUGCACUCUAUCCAAUCUGUCCGUUCUGUGCAAUCUGGACAUUCCAUACAAUCGGCUCACUCCAUUCAAUCGGGACACUCGAUACAAUCUGGCCAUUCCAUCCACUCUGCACACUCUAUGCAGUCUGGUCACUCUGUACAUUCUCAACAAUCUGGGCACUCGGUGCAGUCGGCCCCGGCUGCUACAGUGAGGAGUAACAACACGCAUCGCAGCGAGUCUCCCAAGGACAGGAAGCCCGGGCUCGCUAGACAGAUACUUCACAACUUGAACAUAUUCAACCACACGAAGGCGUCGGCGAGCUCGGGCGUGUCGGACGGCGCGUCGGGCGACGAGCUGUCGGACGAGCCGCGCGCGCGCCGCCACAGCGUCGACACGGUCUCCACCUACCUGAGCCACGAGAGCACCCACACUGACCAGACGGCAUCAGUGGGGUCUCUCCUGAACUGCAGCGCGGGGUCGGACGACGUGUUCGAGUGCCGCGACGAGGACCAGCCCGGCGACGAGGACGGGGCCAUCGUCGGUAUCGACUCGGCCUCAGCCUCCCUCUCCGUCUUCGUCCGUUCCGUCUCCUGCGUGCAGUGGGGCGCGCUGUGCCCCGCGUGCCUGGCCCCCCUCGCGCCCCCCGCGCCCCCCGGCCCCGCCCCCGCGCCGCCCCCCGCCGUCGCGCUAAGAUGCACGCACACGCUGCAUCUGCAUUGUUUGAAUAGGCUGUUGCAGCAACAGAGGGCUAACCAGGAGCCGCUCCGCAUCGAGUGCCUAGUCUGCGGGCGCGUGUACCGCUCGUCCCCUCCCCCCGCGGCCCCUUCGCCCCCCUCCCCGGCGCCGGCGGGGGCGGCGGGGGGCGCGGGGGGCGAGCAGCCGGCCGGCAGCAUGGCCUGGGCGCUGCAGCCGGGCGCGCUGCCGGUGCAGCCGCCGCACCAUCAUCACAUACUCGUCACUUACAAUUUCCAGUCGGGCGUGCAAGGCGCGCGGCACCCGGCGCCGGGGGCUCCGUACUACGCCGUGGGCUUCCCGAGACACUCGCUGCUGCCAGACACGCCGCAGGGGCGACAGGUCCUCUCCCUGCUCCGGCGCGCAUGGGAGGCCCGCCUCCUCUUCACGGUGACUCGCUCGCAGACCACCGGCCGGGAACACGUGGUGUCGUGGCGCGCGCCGCCGCCGCCCGCCUGUCGCCAGCAUUACGAGCCGCCGCGACGCCCCGCAACACAUCUAGCCACGACGAUUGAUGCGCUGAGGAGCCUGCUGGAGACUAAUGGGAACUGUUAGUAUGGAUACCCAUCUUGCGACCACGAUUGAUGCGCUGAGGAGUUUGUUGGAGACCAAUGGGAACUGUUAGUAC